Enterospora canceri is the source of this 417-nucleotide messenger RNA. The record is from the annotation of a GenBank genome assembly. Lineage: Eukaryota; Fungi; Microsporidia; Enterocytozoonidae.
AUGACAGCCAAUAAUAAACAGGAAAUGGCACGCAAGAGGAACAUGCAGGCACUGCUUGGGAUGUUGAAGAUCAUGACGAUAGAGGACGACUAUGGCGUGAACAGACCCAGGGUACAGAAGAGCGAGUUUCAGAAGGGUGUUCUGAAGGCUGUUUUCGGAGUGACCAAAUUUCCAUCGAAGCAAACACGAGAAGACCUGGCACUGCUGCUGAAUCAAACAGCACGUAGCAUCCAAAUCUGGUUUCAAAACCAAAGAAACAAGAACGUAAAAAAGUAUCUGCAACGGACUAAGAAUGAUACGAAGGUGACAGUUGAGUCCAAUACGCUAACUAACAUUAUUGAGAAGGAGUUGUCAUCAUCAACCAGAAAGCAGUGGGACGAAUUCAUCAACUUUGACCUAAAUAGGAGAGAACCCUGA